AAGCGGAGCCUCGGUUCGGCCUCUCCUGGCAACGCAGGAGACCCAGCGGGAAGGCAGGAGGCGGCGGCGGCGGAGGCGGAGCUGGACUGAGCGGCAACUGUAGCGACAGCAACCGGAGGCGCCGCCGCCGCCACCACCUGCACCUGGCGCCCGGCCCAAGUCCAGCGCCCGCCCGGCCGCUGCUUCCCGCCGUCCUGCCGUGCCCACCCGCCAGGUAUUAUCAUUUAAUGAAAUCUUCUUGCCAGCAACUCUAUGAUAAAAAAUAUAAGUAACAGAGGAAACUAUAACUGUUAUUUGUCAAGUGGCAAGCUUUUAAUGUCAGAAUGGCUCACAUAAAGCGACUAGUAAAAUUACAUCUUAAAAGACAUUAUCAUAAAAAGUUCUGGAAGCUUGGUGCAGUAAUUUUUUUCUUUAUAAUAUUUUUGAUUUUAAUGCAAAGAGAAGUAAGUGUUCAAUAUUCCAAAGAGGAAUCAAAGAUGGAAAGAAAUAUAAACAAAAACAAGAUGUUUGAUUUAAUGUUAGAAGCUGUAAACAAUAUUAAAGAUGCAAUGCCAAAAAUGCAAAUAGGAGCACCUGUCAGGCAAAGCAUUGAUGCUGGUGAGAGACCCUGUUUGCAAGGAUAUUAUACAGCAGCAGAAUUGAAACCGGUUCUUGACCGCCCACCUCAGGAUUCCAAUGCACCUGGUGCUUCUGGUAAAGCAUUCAAGACAACCAAUUUAAGUGUUGAAGAGCAGAAGGAAAAAGAACGUGGAGAAGCCAAACACUGUUUUAACGCUUUUGCAAGUGACAGGAUUUCUUUACACCGAGAUCUUGGACCAGACACUCGACCUCCUGAAUGUAUUGAACAAAAAUUUAAGCGCUGUCCUCCCCUGCCUACCACCAGUGUCAUAAUAGUUUUUCAUAAUGAAGCCUGGUCCACGCUGCUUAGAACUGUCCACAGUGUGCUUUAUUCUUCCCCCGCCAUACUGCUGAAGGAAAUCAUUUUGGUGGAUGAUGCUAGUGUAGAUGAGUACUUACAUGAUAAACUAGAAGAAUAUAUAAAACAAUUUUCUAUAGUAAAAAUAGUCAGACAAAGAGAGAGAAAAGGUCUGAUCACUGCAAGGUUGCUAGGAGCAACAGUUGCAACAGCUGAAACACUCACAUUUUUAGAUGCUCACUGUGAGUGUUUCUAUGGCUGGUUAGAACCUUUGUUGGCUAGAAUAGCUGAGAACUACACAGCAGUUGUGAGUCCGGAUAUUGCAUCCAUAGAUCUAAACACGUUUGAAUUCAACAAACCUUCUCCUUAUGGAAGUAAUCACAACCGUGGAAACUUUGACUGGAGUCUUUCAUUUGGCUGGGAAUCGCUUCCUGAUCACGAGAGGCAAAGAAGGAAAGAUGAAACCUACCCAAUUAAAACACCCACUUUUGCAGGAGGCCUUUUUUCCAUAUCAAAAGAAUAUUUUGAAUAUAUUGGAACUUACGAUGAAGAAAUGGAAAUCUGGGGAGGUGAAAAUAUAGAAAUGUCUUUCAGAGUAUGGCAAUGUGGUGGGCAGUUGGAGAUUAUGCCUUGCUCUGUUGUUGGACAUGUUUUUCGCAGCAAAAGCCCUCAUACCUUUCCAAAAGGCACUCAGGUGAUUGCUCGCAACCAAGUUCGCCUUGCAGAAGUCUGGAUGGAUGAAUACAAGGAAAUAUUUUAUAGGAGAAACACAGAUGCAGCAAAAAUUGUUAAACAAAAAUCAUUUGGUGAUCUUUCAAAAAGAUUUGAAAUAAAGCACCGCCUUCAGUGUAAAAAUUUUACAUGGUAUCUGAACACUAUUUAUCCAGAAGCAUAUGUGCCAGACCUUAAUCCUGUUAUAUCUGGAUAUAUUAAAAGCAUUGGUCAGCCUCUGUGUCUGGAUGUUGGAGAAAAUAAUCAAGGAGGCAAACCGUUAAUUUUGUACACAUGUCAUGGCCUCGGGGGAAACCAGUAUUUUGAAUACUCGGCUCAACAUGAAAUUCGGCAUAACAUCCAGAGGGAAUUAUGUCUUCAUGCUGCUCAAGGUCUUGUUCAGCUGAGAGCGUGUGCCUACAAAGGUCACAGGACAGUGGCCAGUGGAGAACAGAUAUGGGAGAUCCAGAAGGAUCAACUUCUAUAUAAUCCAUUCUUAAAAAUGUGCCUUUCAGCAAAUGGAGAGCAUCCGAGCUUGGUGUCAUGCAAUCCAUCAGAUCCACUCCAAAAAUGGAUUUUUAGCCAAAAUGAUUAAGUGUUCCUUAAAAUUAAGGAGUUGAAAAAGGAGAUAUUCUUUCUCAUAAAACUGUGACUAGGCAUACACUGUAGUUUUUGAAAAUUAUGCAAAAGCAGCUAAUUGUAACUUAUUCCAAGUGCAUUUUUCUUAUUUAUAUCUUAAAAUGUCUAUGUAGCACUGCUACAGAAAUCUUUUAAGUUUCCGUUUCAAAGCACAAUAACUAAUAAUACCAAAGACUAUUUUGAAAUGUCCAGAUGUAGGGGAAGAGAUGUUUACAGUAUGAUGAAAAUAAUUUUCUAAGUAAAGUGAUAUAUGUGUGUUUUGUACACUUAAAGAUAUGCAUAGCUCCAUUCACACACUCACAAUUUAAAAUAUUUCUUCUAGUUUUUGGGGGGAGGGAGAAAGAUUUGAUACCAUAUUUUUUUAACUACAUAGAAAUGGAUCAGUGAAGGUCAAGCAUUGGCCUUUGUGUAUAAACCAGGAAAUUUUUAUAGAUCUAGAAUUUAUUACAUAAAAAUGCAAGUAAACUUUUUUGCCUUUUGUUUACUUAUCUGUCAUAGGUUUCCUUAAACAUGAAAUUAAAUGAUUAAGGAGAAUAUUUUUAACACUUCAGUAUCUUGGCAAAUUUUAAAAUAUUUUUUAGUCUGAAGCCCACUUGACUUAAAGCACUUAAAUCUUGCUUAAAAGAUAUUUCUUAAAUAACUAUACUAUAUGUUUUCCCAAAGCAAUAUUUAAAAAAAAAACUGUAAAGUACUAUCUGUUGAAAAGGUGUCUUUUUCCUUUCUGCUAGUCCUUUUUUCUUACCAAAUUCACUAAUCUUGAAUGUUUGUGAAAUUGAAUUUCAAAUGCAGAAUACUUGACUCAUUUAAAAGCUAAAUUUUAUUUGUUACUGAUUCAAUUUAGAUUGUCUUUGUAAAGAAUUUUUUUCAUCAAAAAAAUCCUUCUAUGUGGAAAACACAAUAAAAUGAAUCCUUAUCACUUGU
Molecule: messenger RNA, 3187 nt
Organism: Neomonachus schauinslandi (Hawaiian monk seal)
Lineage: Eukaryota; Metazoa; Chordata; Mammalia; Carnivora; Phocidae
Gene: GALNT3
Product: polypeptide N-acetylgalactosaminyltransferase 3
Exons: 11
Coding region: 324-2222 (632 amino acids)
Cellular component (GO): Golgi apparatus
Source: RefSeq, a predicted model, not a curated record